AUGGAAGUCCUCCAGAACAUCCCACGUCCCACCAUCGAUCGCCCCUUUGGCGUCCACCUAUGGCCCAUCUUCGACAAGGCCUUCGAGGUCGUCGUGGGCUAUCCCGCCAGCGAAUUCCGCUUCGUGGAGGGUGUGACCCCGAUGUCUGGCUUCCGCGAGACCGCCGCCAUGCUCGUCACCUACUACAUUACCAUCUUCGGCGGUCGCGCCAUCAUGAAGAACUUCCCUGCGCUCAAGCUCAACGCGCUCUUCAUGAUCCACAACUUCUACCUGACCGCGAUCAGCGCGACUCUCCUGGCUCUCUUCAUUGAGCAGCUUCUGCCCAUCAUCUGGAGAAACGGCAUCUUCUUCGCCAUCUGCGACCACCAGGGUGGAUGGACCCAACCCUUGAUCGUCCUCUACUAUCUGAACUACCUGACCAAGUACCUGGAGCUCCUCGAUACCGUCUUCCUCUUCCUCAAGAAGAAGCCCCUGACCUUCCUUCAUACCUACCACCAUGGCGCCACUGCCCUCCUCUGCUACACCCAGCUGAUCGGCUUGACUGCGGUCCAGUGGGUGCCCAUCACCAUCAACCUCCUCGUCCACGUCGUCAUGUACUGGUACUACUUCCAGAGUGCCCGUGGUAUCCGGAUCUGGUGGAAGGAGUGGAUCACCCGUCUGCAGAUCAUCCAGUUUGUCAUCGAUCUUGGCUUCGUUUACUUUGCCUCUUACACCUACUUCUCCUCUACCUACUUCCCCUGGGCUCCCAAUAUGGGCAAGUGCGCUGGUGAGGAGUUCGCCGCUUUCGCCGGAAUCGCCAUCAUCAGCUCUUACCUGUUCCUCUUCAUCUCGUUCUACAUCGCCACCUACAAGAAGGCCGCGAAGACCGGCCGUCCCCGUCGCAACACUGGAAGACAGGCGGUGAUCGACAUGGCCAAGUUCGAGGUUGCUCCCGCUGGUGCUAACGGUGCCGCCGCCAAUGGCAACGCCAAGUCCAACGGAGCCGCGACUUCCACUGGUCGCUCCAACGGCCCCGUCACUCGCUCUCGCAAGGCGUAA
Messenger RNA from Aspergillus terreus NIH2624, 1038 nucleotides. Its product is annotated as elongation of very long chain fatty acids protein. Gene Ontology annotation, biological process: fatty acid elongation, saturated fatty acid; sphingolipid biosynthetic process; very long-chain fatty acid biosynthetic process. Bases 1 to 1038 code for a protein of 345 amino acids. The record is from RefSeq and is a predicted model, not a curated record. Gene Ontology annotation, molecular function: fatty acid elongase activity. The transcript has 3 exons. NCBI's taxonomy places the organism in Eukaryota, Fungi, Ascomycota, Eurotiomycetes, Eurotiales, Aspergillaceae. Gene Ontology annotation, cellular component: endoplasmic reticulum membrane.